Molecule: messenger RNA, 3118 nt
Organism: Diabrotica virgifera virgifera (western corn rootworm)
Lineage: Eukaryota; Metazoa; Arthropoda; Insecta; Coleoptera; Chrysomelidae
Exons: 5
Coding region: 153-2441 (762 amino acids)
Source: RefSeq, a predicted model, not a curated record
UGGUAUUAUUGCUUUAUUUAUUUUCAGAUUUAAUGCCACUUCACCAUCAUAUUAUUAAUUUUAGUCGAUUGUGUAGUUUUAGAGAUUGAACGCGAUAUGAGUUUAAUAUUUCGUGUAGUAGGAGUUUGUUGUUUACCUGGAAUUCUUUAGACAUGUAUGAUCUAAUAUUGAAAAAAAAUAAGAACGAUAACGAUAAAUGGCGAGGAGUCGUAAUAACCGUCACCUGUAUAUUUUUUUGUAUAUGCGUUGCUAUAAUUGUACUAGACAAUACGCUAGGAAUUUUUGACUUGGACAGUCCCAAAAUUAAAAACUGUUCAACAGAACAUGGUCGACGGAAAAUCUCAAAGCCAAAGCUGUCAAACUUUAAACUAAAAGAAACGGAUGGUAGGUGUUAUGUUAGCAUACAAUCCGAAGGCUGUGCUAUUACCUGUGAUGGAGCGACUGUGCAAGAUAUAUUGAAAAGUGAUGUUGAUAACUGCGGUGGAAGAAACGUAAUACUUACACUUAAGGGUUUAUCCAUUCCUAAUGGCAAAUUAGAGGAAGGAUGGUUGAAUGGCUUUCCUCUUUCAGUAACAUCGCUCCAAAUCUCAGAAAGUGUAGAUGAUUUAGGAGACAGGGUUUUUAGCGGCGUUCCUUUUCAAAUUUUAUCAGUUUUAAUAUUAGACAACACGAAUUUAUCUCAAUUAAAAAAGAACAUCUUAGAAGGUAGCAAACUUAAAAGAAUGGAGUUUAGGUUCAUCGAUACGAGGCAAGUUGAUUUUGAGUGGGGACUUUUGCAACCUGUGGCAAGUUCAUUGGAGAUACUACAAAUACAACGAUGUUAUCUUGAAGCUGAGGACAUUAUAAAUUUAACGGGUACAGGCACAACUUUGCAAAUAGUAGAAUUGGAUAUGAUGUAUAAUUCCAUAGAAUACUUGAAGAGUAACUCAUUCAUCGAUAUACCCAGAGUCGUUCAAUUAUAUUUAACAGAUUGCAACAUAAAAUAUGUGGAAAAAGAUGCAUUUAGCGGUAUAGGACAUGCUUUAAACUUGUUUAGUAUUAAUAAAAACUCUCUAAGCACAUUGCCGAAAGGAAUUUUUAGUGGUUUUCAAGCUACGUCUUCAAAUUUUGGUAUAUAUGACAUUUCAGACAAUCCGUGGAUAUGUGAUUGCGAUCUGUUAUGGUUAAAAGAGUUUUAUAUCACUCAUAAAGGAAUUUAUUUUGGAGGAGGCCAAAUUCCAUUCCUAUGUCACACUGAUGAAGGUGCACAAGAUUAUACGAAAGUUGAUUUUUGCCCUAGCAAGACGACGACUACAACUUCUACAACUUUAACAACAUCUACAACUUCUACAACUUUAAAACCUACUACACAGAAGGUAAUAACUCCGCAGCCGACACGAUUGACUUCCACUAAAACUUCGAACGAAAUAACCACUGAAAAAUUAACAUCAUUGCCUUCGAAGUCUACCAGUACCAUAUCAGUUACAUUUAGCAACCCCACUACAGACAAAACUACUACUACACAAGCACAACCGGUUGAUCCUACAGAAUAUAUUAGCAUAACUUGUGAUGACUGCACCAGAAAAAUGUAUAAAAGCUCCACCAUUAAUAGGAUAUACAGCCACACACUAUCUGUAAGAAAUGGAUCCAUUACAUAUGACUUUUACGAACUAGAAGGUACUCCAAACUAUGAAAUAACUUUACACAACUCAGUAGACAAUGAGUACAUGAUUUGGUUUAACGUGGAUCAACACGAUGAAAGGGGCUGUGAAUAUAAUAUCAAAGAAGUCGUUAAUUUACAAAGAUUAAGCUUCAGUCAAAGAUAUAUUCUUUGUUUGCUACGAAAAAACGAAUCUACAGUUUCGCCGUUUGAUUGUACUUCCCUGGUCGUACCGCCAGAAUGGAGUGAGAAAACUUGGAUUUUUAACAAAGAUAAAGUUCUUCUGAUAGUAAUGUAUGUUAUUACGCUAGUUAUAAUCGUGACGAUAACUGUUUUGAUUGUGUAUUGCAUAAUUAAAAGACACCCGAAACUUAUAAAAUCAAACAAAAAACUGACUGAAGAGGAAGACGGUAUUUUUAAUAGUAACCAAAGUUUUCCUUCGGUUAAUUCGUUGUACUCAACCAGUAAUGGGUAUCUUUCACCAAGAAUUUUGACUAGAAGAUGGAGUAGUAGGAAGCUAAGUACUAUCUCAGAAAAAGAUUACGAGGGGUCAUUUAACGCAGUUUACAACGUAACAGAAGGUCAUUUAUAUGAAGCUCCUCCUCUUCCUCCUAAUCAUCCAUCCAGGUGGAGAAAGUUGGAAUGCGAAAAUGAGUUUUUUCCUUCGUCUUUGUAUCUAAAUAGAAGAAACAGCUUUAUCAACGAAAUUAGACACCCCGUCUCUCCGGCACUGGACAACGUUAGAUCAAAAAGUUUACCCGAAGAAAAUAGCAGAUAUAUCGCGUUUCAUCUUAGCAAGUAAAAGGAAUAUUGAGUAAAAAAAAAAGAAAAAUAAUAGUAUAUUACUUUAUGAGGCGGAGAAGCAUGACUUUUCUUGACGCGCCCGAUAUUACGCGCCGAACGAAGUGAGGCGCGUAAUAGAGGGCAAGUCAAGAAAAGUCGCUUCUUUGCCGAAUAAAGUAUACUAUUUUUUCUUCAAACGUAGCAAUUUUCAACCAUAAAUCAAGCACGGUUGCCGAAGGAUAUAUAGAGGAUUCAAUAAGAAAUAAGAACGAUAAUGCUCAAAAAAUUUUAAACCCUCAUGAUUCGCCAACAUCGGGAAUGAUUGCUGAAAGUUGUGCUCGACCAUCAGUAUCAUCAACAAUUACCAAUGCGUAUCAAGAGUCGGGAACAUUUUUGCACGGUUUUAAUUUUGAAAAUGCCUCAUUAACUAAUUGUACUUUUAAUAUUACUAUAAAUAAAAAUGAUGUUUAAUUGUUGUUAAUGACAUUUGUAUUGUUGCUUUGUGACAUGUUUCAUAUUGUUGCCAUGACAACAUUUUUCCCUCCGCCGUAAAGAAAUGGGAAAAAAACUGCUGCCGGCGGAGACAUCAAACUUUGACAGGAUCAAGUUAGAUAAGUAAUGUCAUCAUUAUUUGACGUUUGAAGAAAAAAAACUUUUUAAUUUUGAUUGGAAUAUCUUAAUAAAUAUGUAUCAUAC